This is a messenger RNA of Colossoma macropomum (tambaqui), 5616 nucleotides long. It is a transcript of the gene thsd7ab, whose product is annotated as thrombospondin type-1 domain-containing protein 7A. The coding region runs from base 319 to 5484 and encodes 1721 amino acids. Gene Ontology annotation, biological process: cell adhesion. Gene Ontology annotation, cellular component: extracellular matrix. Lineage: Eukaryota; Metazoa; Chordata; Actinopteri; Characiformes; Serrasalmidae. The transcript has 32 exons. The record is from RefSeq and is a predicted model, not a curated record.
GAGAAGGUGAGAGAGAGAGCGAGGAGGUGCUGCAUCAGUUUAGCUGCAGUAGUCAGAGGACAGCGGCGGCAGUAGCAGUUUAAACGGUGCUCCACUGCUCGUCCAUUGUCCGACUGGACAGUGCUCUGUCCACUCACAGCAGCAGCAACCGAAGCUGGGCAGGAGGUCACAGGACAGUUGGAACUACUGAUAACCUUCUGUUCUUCUACAGGACAUACUGACCCUCUCUCCAUCCUCGUGCGGGACCUCUGUCUUUUUUUUCUUGCCAGGCUUGCUCUCUUCUCAGGAACUGUCUGGAUUUCAGCGGCUCCGAGAGUCAUGGGGCUGGGGGAGAGGGGCGCAAGGACAGCGUGGGGAGAGAGCGUCCCGAGCCUAGUGUGGAGACUAGUGUUAGUGUGCUGUGGAAUCCACACUGUUCGCGCUCAAACCUCAGGGGACAGCAAGUCACUCUACUUCUGGGAGACAGGCCCGUGGGGGAGGUGUAUGGGCAGUGAGUGCGGCCCUGGAGGCAGCCAGAGCCGAGCAGUUUGGUGUGCCCACGUGGAGGGCUGGACCACGCUUCCCACCAACUGCCUCCAGUCAGCGCGGCCCGCCAACCAGCAGAGCUGCUUCCGCGUGUGUGACUGGCACAGGGAGCUUUAUGACUGGCGGCUGGGUGACUGGAACCGCUGCGCUCCCGUCGUACCUCGUGGUGGUGGGGUAGUUCGCUCAGGCCCCUGCCCAAGAGGCGAGGAGGGCAUCCAGACGCGAGAGGUGAGCUGUGUGCUGAAGGCUGACGGUUCGCCUGCUGAUGAUGCCAUCUGCGAGUACUUCGAGCCCCGGCCUCGGCUGGAGCAGGCCUGUCUGAUCCCGUGCCCAAGGGACUGCAUAGUGUCCCGCUUCAGCCCCUGGACAGCCUGCUCCAAGACGUGUGGCCUGGGCCUGCAAAACCGCGUUCGAUCCGUCCUGGCGCCUCCGCUCUUCGGCGGCCAGGCUUGCCCCAACCUGACCGAGUUCCGCACAUGCGCGCCCAGGCCUUGCGAGGGCCGCGAGAUGCUCUUCAACCUGCGUGUGGGUGGCUGGGGAGAUUGUGGACUCCCACCGUCCAUCCCUGAGGCCUCUGAGGCCCCGAGCCUUCCUCCGGCGCAGCGAGUAGCCCGCCAGGCUCGCCGCAGGAAAAGCAAGGAGCGCAAGGGGGCCAAAGAUCCAGAGACACGCGAGCUGAUCAAGAGCAAGAGGAACCGCAACAGGCUGAACCGGCAGGAGAGCAACCUGUGGAGCAUCGAAGUGGGAUACCGGGCGAGGCAGGUAGUCUGCGUCCAUCGCAACGGGAGCACAGUGCCCCUUAGCCAGUGCCCCCAUUGGAGCCUCCCGGACAUGCACCAGUCCUGCCUGAUGCGCAAGGACUGCGUGGUCAAUGAGUGGGGACAGUGGGGUCCAUGCUCGAAAACAUGUGCAGACCCCAGUGUUCCGAUGGGCACCCGGAUCCGCACCAGACAGGUCCAGCAGCUUCCUGUGGGCGGAGGAGCGGAGUGCCCCCAGCUGGAGGACAGCCAGCCCUGCGAGCCUUUAGGAGACAGCGUCCCACCCUGCGCCACCUACACCUGGAGGACCACAGAGUGGGGUGAGUGCCGCGUGGACGCGUUGCUAAGCCAACAGGACCGGCGCCGUGGCAACCAGACGGGCUUGUGCGGGGGUGGCCUGCAGACGAGGGAGGUGUACUGUGUCCAGGCCAACGCUGAGCUGCUGUCUUACCUGAGCAACAACCAGGACAAAACAGAAGGCCAACCUCAGAGCAGCCCGAAGCCUAGCGUCCCACCCCUCCUCUCCAUCACGUUUGAAAUCACAGCUUCCCAGCCUGUGGAGAGUAAGCUGUGUGUGGGGUCAGUGCCAAGUACCAGCCAGCUGUGCCACAUCUCAUGCCCCAUCGAGUGUGAGGUGUCUCCCUGGGGGGCCUGGGGACCGUGCACCUUCGAAAACUGCAAUGACCAGUCGGUAAAGAAAGGUUUCAAGUUCCGAAGGCGAAAGAUCACAAACUACCCAACAGGCGGAGAAGGAGACUGCCCCCAUCUGGUGGAGGCCAUACCCUGUGAGGAACCUAGCUGUUUCGACUGGCAGCUGCUCAAACUGGAGGAGUGCGUCCCUGAUGAGGAUAUGGACUGUGGUCCAGGAACACAGCUUCCACAGGCACGCUGCGUCAACAGCGACGGUAAGGAGGUGAAUAAAGAGCUGUGUGCUGAUGCGGUCUUCCCAGCCUCAGUGCCCUGCGUGGUUCCGUGCCCUAAAGACUGCGUCCUCAGCCCCUGGACGCCCUGGUCUACCUGCUCCCAGACCUGCUCCAGCAAAACGGCUGAGGGCAAGCAGAUGAGAACGAGAGCCAUCCUGGCCUACAAUGCUGGAGAAGUGACUUCAAUGGUAGUGGCGUGGAUAACAGUUAUGGAGGGUCUUACAAGGGUUCCAAAGUUUCCUGAGCUCUAUGGAGGCAUCAUUUGUCCAAACACGAGCGCACUGCAGGAAGUGAGGAACUGUAACGAACACGCCUGCAUCGUGUACCACUGGCAGACCGGUCCAUGGGGGCCGUGUACGGAGGACACUUCGGUCACCACGCUCAACUCCACCACCACCAGCUCCAAAACCACUCCCUCUGGACCAGACAAGCCGUCCUGCGCCAUGGGCAUGCAGACCCGCAAGGUCAUCUGCGUCAAAGUCAACGUGGGUCAGGUCCCUCCAAAAAAAUGUCCAGAUGGUCCUCGGCCAGUAUCAGUGAGGCCUUGUGUGCUGCCCUGUAAGAAGGACUGCAUAGUGACACCAUUUGGUGAAUGGACGGCCUGUCCUACAUCCUGCGAACCAGUCACCAGCGGCCAGAAGAGCAAGCAGUCCCGUUUCCGUGUGAUCAUCCAGAAGCCAGCCAACGGCGGACUAGACUGUCCCGAGGUGCUCUAUGAAGAAAAGGACUGUGUGAGCCCCCCUUCAAACUCUGCCUGUCCAGUUUACAGGUGGAAGACCCACAAGUGGCGCCGGUGUCAGCUGGUUCCGUGGAGCAUCCGGCAGCAGAGCAUUGGAGCUCAGGAGGGGUGUGGAGCAGGGCUCCAGACCAGAGCGGUCUCAUGUCGGCAGCUGGACGGGUCAGUAACAGACAUAGGCCAGUGUCUGAAGUUUGCCAACUCCAUGCCUGCUAUAAACCAGCCGUGCCAGUUGCCGUGCCGAGACGACUGCCAGCUCACCAACUGGUCCAAAUUCUCACCCUGCACGGCUGACUGCGUGGGGGUCCGCACUCGAAGGAGGGCUCUAGUGGGAAAGAGCAAGAAGAGGGAUAAGUGUAAGAACAGUCAGAUGUAUCCACUGAGUGAGACCCAGUACUGCCCCUGCAACAAGUACAAUGCCCAGCCAGUGGGCAACUGGUCCGACUGCAUCCUGCCUGAGGGCCGACUGGAGAGUGCUCUGGGCAUGCGGGUGCAGGGAGAUGGUCGGGAGUGCGGCCAGGGCUACCGAUACCAAGCCAUGGCAUGCUAUGACCAGGACAACAGGCUGGUGGAGACCUUACGCUGCAACAGCCACGGGUACAUUGAGGAGGCCUGCAUCAUUCCUUGCCCAUCCGACUGCAAGCUCAGCGAGUGGUCCAACUGGUCACGCUGCAGCAAGUCCUGCGGCAGUGGGGUUAAAGUGCGCUCCAAAUGGCUCAGAGAGAAACCGUACAACGGUGGGAGACCCUGCCCUAAACUGGACCACAUCAAUCAGGCUCAGGUGUACGAGGUGGUCCCAUGUGUGAGCGAUUGCAGUCAGUACGUCUGGGUGGCCGAGCCAUGGAGUAUGUGGAAGGUCAGCAAUGUGGACCUGAAGGAAAACUGCGGCGAAGGAGUGCAGACGAGGAAAGUCAGGUGUAUGCUGAACACGGUGGACGGCCCCACUGAUGCUGUGGAGGACUACUUAUGUGACCCUGAGGAGAUGCCCGCAGGGACCCGGGAAAGCAGGCUGCCCUGCCCGGAGGACUGCGUCCUCUCCGACUGGAGUCCCUGGACACCCUGUGAGCUGCCCUGUAGCGGUCGAGGCGAUCGGCAGAGGACGGCCUACGCCCUGCGGCUGCCUAAAGAGGGGAGAGAGUGCCCUAAAAGCAUGGAGACUGAGCCCUGCCUGCUCAACAGGAACUGCUACCACUACAGCUACAACAUCACAGAUUGGAGCACAUGUCAGUUAAGUGCCAACGCUGUGUGUGGAAUCGGCCUGAAGACUCGCAUGUUAGACUGCGUGAGAAGUGACGGCAAAUCUGUGGACCUCAAGUUCUGCGAAGAGCUGGGCUUGGAGAGGAAGUGGCAGAUGAAUUCUUCCUGUACUGUGGAAUGCCCAGUGAACUGCCAGCUCUCGGAGUGGUCAGCGUGGACAGAGUGCUCCCAGACCUGCGGCCUAGAAGGGAGGAUGUCUCGCAGGCGGUCAGUGGUGCAGGCAUCUCGGGGUGAUGGCCGACCAUGUCCAGUUCAGAUGGAACAGUGGAAGCCCUGUCCGGUCCGGCCCUGCUACCGCUGGAAUUACAGCCAGUGGUCUGAGUGCAGAGUAGAGGACGUGGUGUGUGGUGAAGGCCGGCGCUUUAGGAAUCUGUCCUGUUUCGUGUCGGAUGGCUCCAGAGAUGUUCCAGGCAGUCUGGUGGAGGAGGAGCUGUGUGCUGGACUGGAACCUGCCGUGGACGGAGAUAAAAACAUUAUUCUGGAAGAGGCCUGUACUUUACCAUGUCCAGGUGACUGCUAUCUGAUGGAAUGGUCGGACUGGAGCCCAUGCCAGAGUGUGUGUGUGAAGGGUCAGCGGCUGGACUUUAGCGCAGUGCAGGUCCGCUCCCGCGCUGUUGUUGCUCAGGAACCUGAAAACAUCGCCCAGUGUCCUGAACAGGAGUGGCAGUCCCGCCCCUGUCCUGACGGCGAGUGCUUUGAGUAUAAAUGGGUGAGCACUACUCGUCUGGUCUGGUGUGAGCGCUCAGACGGAACAAACGUCACAGGAGGCUGCCCCCCCACAAGCCUGCCUGGAGUGGAAGGGUCAUGUGACCCACCUUGUGACAAGCCACGUUCAUUCUGCUCUGAGGAAGGCCUGUGUAUGUGUGAGGAGGGCUACACUGAGGUAGUGUCUCCGGAGGGCCUGCUGGAACAGUGUGCUGAGAUUCCCGUGCUGGAGAUCCCCACAGCAGGAGACAGGAACGCUGACGUAAAGACCAGCCGUGCUGUGGACCCCACCGCCCCAACCACAGAGCAGCCAGGAAGGCCUGGACGCACCUGGUACCUUCAGCCCUUCGGACCUGAUGGCAAACUGAAGACGUGGGUGUACGGCGUAGCUGCAGGCGUGUUUGUGCUUCUGGUCUUUAUAGUGUCUAUGAUCUACUUAGCAUGCAGUUACUGUUCUAUGCGUCGCUCUCUGGAGACGCCUGACUCCGCCCACUGCGCUGUAGUGUGGAUGGGCCCAGACGCCCACGAGCUCACCUACACCUGCCCCGAGUGCCAGCAGUCUGAAUGCAGUGCCAGUUAAGGGUCACUCGUCUGACCUCCUGACCUUUGACCCCAGUGCCCUGCCCCCUGUGCCUGAGCCCGUGUGCCUCCUGCUCUGCCUGGCCGCUACUGGAGCAGCAAAAAGCCAAAGAAACCACAGCGAAGACAAAAC